AUGGAUUUACUCUUUCAGAGUUCAAAUAGCCUUGAAAAUGUGGGGUUUCAGAAUCAAACCCCUAUCAUAUAUUUUAUCAUUAAGGGAAUUUCAGAUGUCCCCCAGCUACAAAUACUGGUGUUCCUCCUUGUCUUGAUAAUAUACCUCAUAACAGUAUGUGGAAACAUGUCCCUUCUCCUGCUUGUCUGCCUGGAGCCUCGGCUUCACACCCCCAUGUACUUCUUUUUGGGCAACUUGUCCUUUCUAGAUGUGUUUUGCUUAACAAUAACCCUACAUAAAAUACUCUUCUCCUACAUGUCUGGAGAUAAAACGGUGUCCUUCAUCAACUGUAUGUCACAAAUGUACAUAUUUUCUUCCUUGACCUGCAACGAGCUGCUGAUACUGACAGCCAUGAGUUAUGACCGAUAUGUGGCCAUAUGCAAUCCCUUGCACUACCACAUGAUUAUGAAUAUUAGGGUCUGUGUUCUUUUAUGUGCCAUCUGCUGGGUUUUGGGUUUUAUGGAAGUCAUACCGCACAUGUUAGCAAUAUCACGCUUCUCCUGCUACAAGUCCAACGUUAUUAACCACUAUUUCUGUGACAUUUUGCCAAUCAUGAAGCUGUCUUGCAGUGACACCACUCUUUUGAGGUUAAUCAUCUUCAUAGAAGGGUUGUUUCUUGUAAGUUUUACCCCUUUUCUUCUCACCUUUAUCUCCUAUGUCUUCAUUAUUGCCACCAUCCUGAGAAUACGAUCCAGCUCUGGGAGACGCAAAGCCUUCUACACUUGUUCUUCACACCUUACGGUGGUCAAUAUCCUCUACAUGAGUCUUGUAUGCCAAUAUCUAAGACCAAGCUCUACUGACACUUUGGACUCCAAUAAACUUUUCUCCUUAUUUAACACAGCGGCCGUACCCAUUCUAAAUCCAUUUAUUUAUAGUUUGAAAAAUAAAGAUGUUAAGAUGGCGGCGAGAAAGCAGCUGAAAUCACUAAUGAUAUGA
This is a messenger RNA of Bufo bufo (common toad), 975 nucleotides long. RefSeq names its product olfactory receptor 8D1-like. Gene Ontology annotation, cellular component: membrane. Bases 1 to 975 code for a protein of 324 amino acids. Gene Ontology annotation, molecular function: G protein-coupled receptor activity; olfactory receptor activity. The record is from RefSeq and is a predicted model, not a curated record. NCBI's taxonomy places the organism in Eukaryota, Metazoa, Chordata, Amphibia, Anura, Bufonidae. Gene Ontology annotation, biological process: G protein-coupled receptor signaling pathway. The transcript has 2 exons.